Molecule: messenger RNA, 1986 nt
Organism: Colletotrichum higginsianum IMI 349063
Lineage: Eukaryota; Fungi; Ascomycota; Sordariomycetes; Glomerellales; Glomerellaceae
Product: Hexose transporter
Exons: 8
Coding region: 1-1986 (661 amino acids)
Biological process (GO): transmembrane transport
Cellular component (GO): membrane
Molecular function (GO): myo-inositol:proton symporter activity
Source: RefSeq, a predicted model, not a curated record
AUGGCGGACGACAAGCACGUCGGAGCUAUGCCCUCGGGCGACUUCUCGGCAUCAAACAUAGAAAAGGCCCGCCGCGGGUCCCAAGCAACAGUCGAUCUGAACGCCAACGUUGACGCAAAAAUCAGGAAUCCCCUGCUGGGUAUAUCCCGCGCCGAACUCAUCCGCGAUGUCGACGCCUUCGCCCACGAAAAGGGCCUGCAGGAGUACAUCCCCGUCCUACGCAAGGGCGCUCUCGUCGCCCAGGACCCAACGGGCUUCGAGGAGAUCGACGGCGACGAGGCCCUCAACCAGGCCGAGGUCCAGGUCCUCCACGACGAGGUCCUGCACAAGUGGCGCGUCCCCAAGAUCCUGUACCUCACCAUCAUCACUUGCUCUAUCGGCGCCGCCGUCCAGGGAUGGGAUCAGACCGGCAGCAACGGCGCAAACCUGUCGUUCCCUACCGUCUUUGGCAUCGGCGGGACCUCGCAUCACGACACCCUCCUCGUCGGCCUCGUCAAUUCGGCGCCGUACAUCGGCAGCGCUUUCAUCGGGUGUUGGCUGUCGGAUCCCCUGAACAACUUCCUCGGCCGCCGCGGCGCCAUCUUCUUUGCCGCCAACUUCUGCCUCUGGCCCGUCCUCGGCAGCGCCUUCGCCCAGUCCUGGGAGCAGCUUCUCGCCUGCCGUCUGCUCCUCGGCAUCGGCAUGGGCGCGAAGGCCAGCACGGUGCCCAUCUUUGCCGCCGAGAACUCGCCCGCGCCCAUCCGCGGUGCUCUUGUCAUGACAUGGCCAUCUCACAAGCCGUCACCUCCGGAGCAGUACAUGCUAACGACAUGGCCAGAAAUGUGGACGGCGUUCGGAAUCAUGGCCGGGACGGCAGCCAACCUGGCGGUUGCCAAGACGGGUGCUAUAGCAUGGCGUCUCCAGCUCGGGUCGGCCUUCAUCCCGGCCGUGCCCCUGGCUCUGUUGAUUUACGCCUGCCCCGAAUCCCCUCGCUGGUACAUCAAGAAGAACCGGUACCCGGACGCCAUGAAGUCGCUGCUGAGGCUGCGGAACCAUCCCAUCCAGGCCGCUCGCGACAUUUACUACAUCCACAGCCAGCUUCAGGUCGAGGCCGAGAUCAUCGGGCGGUCCAACUACGCCAAGCGCUUCCUUGAGCUCUUCACCAUUCCUCGUGUCAGACGCGCCACGCUGGCUUCGUUCACCGUCAUGAUUGCUCAGCAGAUGUGUGGCAUCAACAUCAUCGCCUUCUACUCGAGCACCAUCUUCAAGGAGGCCGGUACCUCCGAGUUCAACGCCCUCCUGGCGUCCUUCGGCUUCGGCAUGGUCAACUUUCUCUUCGCGUGGCCGGCCAUCUGGACCAUCGACACCUUCGGGCGCCGGUCCCUGCUGCUUUUCACCUUUCCCCAGAUGGCGUGGACGUUGCUGGCCGCCGGCCUCUGCACGCUCAUCCCGGGCACCGGAGGAGCCCACCUGGGGAUGGUGGCGCUGUUCGUGUACUUGUUCGCCGCCUUCUAUUCGCCGGGCGAGGGACCCGUCCCGUUCACCUACUCGGCCGAGGUCUUUCCCCUGUCCCAUCGUGAGGUGGGCAUGUCGUGGGCCGUGGCAACGUGUCUCUUCUGGGCGGCCGUGCUGUCCAUCACCUUCCCCAUCAUGUUGGCGGACAUUGGCGUCAUCGGCUCCUUCUGCUUCUACGCCGGCCUCAACGUCGUGGCCUUCGUCAUGAUCUUCUUCUGGCUGCCCGAGACCAAGCAGCGCACGCUGGAGGAGCUCGAUUACAUCUUCGCGGUCCCGACCCGGGUGUUCAUGAGGUACCAGCUCAGAGAGGCGCUGCCGUACUGGUUCCAGCGCUGGGUGCUCUUCCGGCGGGACGCUACCCUCGAGCCGCUGUACAAGUUUGACCUCACUCACGAGGACCACCACGGCAGCGAGACAUACGAGAAGGCGCAGGUCGAGCAACGGGACAAGAAGAGCGGUUCCGCAACCGGAGUCGACGUCACGUCCUCGUAA